ACCGAAUCGCCGUGUGCUAUCACAAGCAAAAAAUAGGUCAUCCAGGAUGACUCGUUGGUUCUUACAGGCCAGACAAGACGGGGAGAGGCCGCCACUUUUCCUCUCUUGGGACACUUACUUCUGCAGAAUGAGCUUGGUCUGGACCAUCGGUGUCCGUGUCCGUGUUAGAUAUCAGGCUUGUCCUUGGUCAGGCCUAGUUUAGAACCCAGGAACUCCCUGUUGUGCCUAUCCGGCUUUGAGAGCCGAUUCGCCACUGUCAGGUAGUGUAGGAAUGACUGAUUCCCCAGAGCACCACUGCAUUAAUCCCAGCAAAUAACUGCAAACGCUGUCCUUUGGCAGAGGAGCAAGUGCAUCUGGAUAAUCAGAUCACAGUUUGAUCAUCAGGAUAUUACUCACACUUAUUCAUGGUUACGGCAUCUUGGUCCUCAUUCGCUUAGACAUCGAAUCUUCUCCAGCCCGCAAAAGCUUGUUUACCGAAAGCGGACUAGUCUAUGAGCCUUCUAACAGCCAGGUGUCGAGACCAAUUCCGAACUUGACACUAUUGGCGAUCGCAUUCACAUCGAUCUCAAUCCGACGGAACAACAUCUCCAGACACAGUACAAACACACGACGAAUACUCCCACCCGACCAUCAUCCAUUAUGGCCGAACAAGCCCUUGAUCAAAUCCGAGACCUCGUCGAUGGCCAAAUUGACUUUGAAGGACAGAAGCUGGCCGAGCUCCUUGCUACAGUUCUCCUUGUCAUUUCUGGCCUGAUCUCCUUCGUUGUCGGCUACAUCCUCCAAGAUAUCAAGCUCGCGGUCUACCUAGGUCUAGGAGGCACGGCGUUAACCUUCCUUGUCGUGGUGCCGGCCUGGCCCUUUUACAACAAACAUCCAGUCAAGUGGCUUCCAGCGGGUUACGCAUACGAUCUUGCAAGCAAAGGAAAUCAAUAGAUUGUGUACGGUGUACUGGGCCUCGCUGUGUCAUGACCUCUGCAGCCCCUCGAGGCUGAUUAUGACACCCAAAUAAUACUGUUUCCUUGCAGAUGUCUUGUUCUUUUCUUCAUAAUCCAUCACAUUCGGACAUCGACCGCAUUCUCUUUAUCGGCCGUACUUCUGAAACUCCCAGUCCCUAUUGUCCAAUGGACAAACAGAUCGGGCCUUGAGCCAUCUCGAAAUGCAGUGAAAGUGGAACGCAUGCUGUCUCUGUUAGCCGAAUGACACGAAAAGAAAGGGUGCGUAGCAGUCUUACGUUGCAUAUUCCCCAAGCCACGGUGCAUUCUUCGCUUGUAGCGGAUGCUUGGUUUGCCUGGCAUUCGAUGCCUGAUGAUUUGUGAGCACUUUGUGAUAUACAUCCAAUAAGAAGCCGAGUAAACGUACAUAGAUCCAUGAUAUGGUUUCGGCAGAUAGCACAGUUGUCAACAACGAUGUCCCAUGCCCAGAGAGCGACCGCAUUCCACUGUUCGUCUUCGGUCAGCAUGACUCUGGGAGGCUCACAACUGGCAAGUCUGUACCUUCUUGACCUCGAAUUUCUUCUUUCCCUCGACACUCUUGUUGCCGGAGGCCUCGCCCUUCUUAGCGACGGGCGCAUCGCUCAUCUCAACGUCGGCCAUGUUUCGCACUCGGCUGGUCAACCCGGAAGACC
This is a messenger RNA of Fusarium verticillioides 7600, 1624 nucleotides long. RefSeq lists its product as hypothetical. The transcript is spliced from 4 exons. Gene Ontology annotation, biological process: protein targeting to ER. Gene Ontology annotation, cellular component: endoplasmic reticulum membrane; signal peptidase complex. The record is from RefSeq and is a predicted model, not a curated record. The coding region runs from base 640 to 933 and encodes 97 amino acids. Lineage: Eukaryota; Fungi; Ascomycota; Sordariomycetes; Hypocreales; Nectriaceae.